UGUUAUGUAGGGUCCGCACUUCCCUCCCCUUUCUCGUCGUUCACUCAAAACGAAAAGAACUCUCACUUUCAUUUUUUCAACCAUCAAAUUCUCAUUUCUCACCAAUUUUUUUCUCUUCCGAAAUGGAGAGCCAAGAAACAUUAAACGCAGAAGUCAAAAAUCUAUCACCGUGCGGCAGUGGAAGAAGGAGUACAAGCAACCAUUCAAGUUCACCCGAGUUCGAGUUCUGGAUGGUCCGAAACCCGCCUUUCCCCGAACCCGACCUCAUCUCUGCCGAUGAACUAUUCGUUAAUGGCGUUCUCCGUCCUCUCCAUCUCUUACCCAACAAACAACCCGAAGAGAACCCACAAAUAGACUCAAAUCAACCCGCAUCACAACCUCAUAUACCCGAGCCAGACCCCGAACCUGACCCUGUUAUAACAUCGGAUCCGGUUCCUGUAUUGUCAGCUUCGAAACGGUGGAGAGAUAUCUUUAAGAAAGAAAAAGGAAAAAACGGAAAACAAAGUAAAAAAGACAAGGAUAAAGAGAAAGAGAAGAAGAAUCAUAGUCCGAGUCAAAGCGGUGCCAGUGGAGCUGAGUUGAAUAUAAAUAUUUGGCCUUUUUCAAGGAGCAGAUCUGCCGGUACCCGGCCCAGGAUGACAGCCCGGUCGACGGGUACCCGUAAGGUAAGUAGCGCCCCAUGUUCCCGAAGCAACUCGGCGGGUGAAUCCAAGUCUCGAAAGUGGCCGAGCAGCCCCGGGCGGGCAAGGGUUCACUUGGGCCGAAGCAGCCCAGUUUGGCAGAUCCGGCUCGGAAGUUCCCCCGCAAAGACUGUCGAUGUUAAGGGUCGAAGUGCUGAAAAGAGUAGCGUUAGAAAAGAAGUUACCGAGACGCGUGGCGGUAAAAUUGGUACGAGUGGAAACGACGCUAACAAAGCCAAGGUUUUGAAUUUGCAUGUGCCAAUGUGCAUUGGGUAUUGGCAUGAUUUGAAUUGUAGAAUCGAUGAAAAUAGUGCGAUGCUCGCCGGUAUUAGUACCGGCAGCGAUGAUGGUGGCAAUGUUAGAAGCAGCAACGCCAACGUUGGAAGUGGCAGUAACUUUUUUAAUUUGCGCAAUCUUUUCACUAAGAAAGUUUAUUAAGCGUGUUAAUCAUUAUUAACCCCUUUUUUUCCCUUUUAAAACACCUUAUAUUAGUUGGGUGAAUUAAUACAUCUCAUUAAGCUGGAUAUAAAUAGUGUUUUUAAUUUUUUUUUCUCUUAAAUAUUUGUGUAGACAGAAAACUAGUUCUCGUAAAUCUUACUAUUUGUUUUGUACUACUUGUACGUAUUUAAAUUAGAAAUGUAGUUUUUUCGCCAAUAAAAUGUACAUCUUUUAGUGAAAA
Gossypium arboreum is the source of this 1359-nucleotide messenger RNA. RefSeq lists its product as uncharacterized. NCBI's taxonomy places the organism in Eukaryota, Viridiplantae, Streptophyta, Magnoliopsida, Malvales, Malvaceae. The transcript has a single exon. The record is from RefSeq and is a predicted model, not a curated record. The coding region runs from base 123 to 1118 and encodes 331 amino acids.